Molecule: messenger RNA, 4001 nt
Organism: Sclerotinia trifoliorum
Lineage: Eukaryota; Fungi; Ascomycota; Leotiomycetes; Helotiales; Sclerotiniaceae
Source: the annotation of a GenBank genome assembly
CAUUCAGUUGCAGCCUCUUCUUUCUCGUCCCGCUAAAAUCUCAAUUCCCUGCCCUCAAAUUUCAAACUUGCUGUUUACCACAAAGUUUUUAGCUCCACAUCCUCCUUACCCUCUUUUUUCCCUUCUCAACCAAACAAUCCUUUCCCGAAGGUUUUGCAUUGUAAUAGUUGACUACCUAAGGUUAAGUCUAUUUCUUUCAACUUUGUUGUUUUCUCCUCUUUCUAUCUUGUUGCUCCUUCCUCUCUCUGCCUCUCUGCCUCCUCCUUACCUUCCUAUUCGUCUUUUGGAGGUCCCAUCGAUUACAUCAACUACCCCCCCUCCACCACCAUACCUCUCAAUUCGAAAUAAAAGGCUCAUUUUCUAAACCUCGCACACAUCCGAAAAUAUCAAAAAAGAUGUCGACAGCUAUUCAGACCCAGCAAGGCAACUUAGAUCGAUAUGUGGUCAUUCAUGUUGCUACGACUUGUGAUGAGCAUGGUGUUUACGUUACCAAAGAUUCUGCUGAGGUGAUAGAGCUUGGAUGGAUUUUACUUGAUGCAAAAACGUGUGAUGAAGUGAGUUUUCAUCUGAUUGGCGCUUCGAUCUAUCUGCGGAAUUCAAUUUGCUAAUCGAGAAAUUUUCAAGCUUCACCGAGAGAGUGUUCUGGUUAAGCCCAUCAACACUCCAAUUACUCCUCUAUGCAGUAAGUGCCGAGCGGAAUCAUCUUAUCAAGAUAUGGAUGGACCUCAAUCGUUUGAGCUACGACAAUACCGAUCCUUCCGAAUAUUGACUAACUAAAUAUCAACAGCGAGCUUGACUACUCUUACAUGGGAGCAUGUUCGUACUGCAGGUACCUUCCGCGAUGCGAUCAACCGAUUCGAUACAUUUGCUGCCGAGCACCUCACAUCCCAAAACCUCGACUUCUCUUUUGUUACACUUGACUCAUGGGAUCUUCGAGUCCAGCUUCCCCGCGAAGCUCGUGACAAAGCUGUUGUGUUGCCUCCAUAUUUACAACAUUCUCGAACUUUUGAUCUUCGAACAGAGUACCAAAGAUGGCAACAGCAUCACCCCGAAUCUCUGCCAUUCGGCCCAUCCAUGCUUUCCAACAUCUGCGCCGCGUUGGAAGUCGAACCUGUUCAAGCUAGUGCACCAAUUAAGCACAAUCUUCCAUUCCAUCUCCAAGCUUUGGCUCCGGCCUCGCCUCGUCGCGCAAUGGAGGAAGCUGUUACACUUGCUAGAGUUCUCCGAGGGUUGAUUCGCAAGUCGCAACCUCCCCACGAGCAUCCUGAUGUCCUCACCAGGCCUAUGGAUGCCCGUGCUGAUGUUAGAGCUUUUCUUUCCGAGCGCAGCAAAGUUCUCCACAUGGCAGGACUUCCUCACGAUACCACCCAAUCCGAGCUUGAAAGCUGGUUCACUCAAUUUGGUGGUCGUCCCAUUGCUUUCUGGACCCUCAGAACUCCAGAUCAACACAAGCCUACGGGUUCUGGGUUCGCAGUAUUUUCAUCCCAUGAAGAGGUCAGCCAAAAUUCCCAUACUCAUCUUUUCCUAUUUUGCAUAAUGUGCCAAGAGUAUCAGAUAGUGGUUUCAGCUCCACGUGAAUACAUUCUUUUACUUUACGAUAAAUUACUUAGUCUAUCUACUGCUUCACUAAUCAAAUUUUUUAACAUCCGUGGUCAUUGUCUAACACCUUUCCAGGCCGCUGAAAGUCUUUGCAUGAACGGGCGAGCUCUCAAUGAGAAAGCUAUCGAGGUUUCACCAUCGUCAAGCCGCGUUCUUGACCGUGCUGCAGAAAUCCUUACUCCUUUCCCACCUAGCAAAAACAGGCCUCGUCCUGGAGACUGGACUUGCCCAUCAUGUGGGUUCUCCAAUUUCCAGCGCCGAACCGCUUGUUUCCGAUGCUCGUUCCCGGCGAUGGGCGGUGGUCCAGCUGCUGAGAUGGGCGGUGGAUACGGUGGUGGCGGCGGUGGUUAUGGUUAUGGUCCACCAGCAAUGAUGCCUCCCCCCCAACACAUGGGUCAUCAUGGAGGUAUGGGAGGUGGUCACGGAGGUGGAAGAAUGGGAGGUGGUGGUGGCGUUGUGCCUUUCCGUGCUGGUGAUUGGAAGUGUGGAUCUGAAGGGUGUGGUUACCACAACUUUGCCAAGAAUGUCAGCUGCUUGAGAUGUGGCGCGAGCCGUGCAGGUGCCGCCGUCGUUGCCGAUUCCGGUUAUCCUUCUCCAAUGGAUGCUGCCAAUAACUAUAGCAUGGGGUCUAACUCCAUGGCUGGUACGCCUGGUCCUGGUCCUUUUGCCUCAGCUGCCGGUGGUUUUGGUCCAUCCGGUUAUGGUGGUCAACACUUUGGUGGCCCUCCCAGCACUUACGCUCUCCCAUCUGGUCUUGGUGCACCAACUGGUUCCUAUCCAUCGUUGAACACUCAUUUCGGUCCAGCAACUGGCGCUCACUCCGCCGGUCCUUUUGAUAGCCGAGCUGCAGAGGCUGCCUUCCAAUCGGCCAGUAAUGGUCCAGCGUCUGCAGGGCCGUCAAACAACUUCUACGCUAACCAAGGUGAAAGUGAUCCAUUUGCUUUCCUCUCAUCUGGAAUCACAAACUUGUCUAUGGGUAGUGGUGAUGCUCGCCAAAACGGUGCCGCUGCUCCAAGCAAAUCUCCAGCGUAAGACGUUCUUGAUAUUCGCGCUCUCCAUUUUCCAUUCAUACAUUUCGACUCUCUCUUCUGUGACUACAUUUCAGGACGGCUCCGGGGUUCGAAUGAAAGAUAGACAUUUAUCGGUCGGGGGCAUUGUGGACAUGUUACAAUGGUUUAUAAGGUGGAUUUAGCGCAUGCAUGGGUGGUUGGGAUGGGUAGUCGGUUGGAUCGGUAGCGGUAUAAAGAAAACGGCAGGGAAAAUUUACACCACGUGGGAAAUUGAUAUGGAACAAAGUUUGGAGGGCGGAGUUCUUUUAAUGCGGAAGGCGGAAUCUGACUUACGGGUUGCGAAGGGAAAGCGAGCAAAUGAAAACGGAUGGAAUGCGCUUGAUGGUGUGUAAAGGGACGAAAUCGACUUGAAUUGGUUGGAUCUUGGCUUGGUGCAUAGCGAAGGAGUGCUGCCCUUAAUGUGGUUGGGGUGUUUGGAUCGGGUCCUCGGUCUUCUCUGUCUAAAAUCUGGUCUAAUCUUCCUCUCUUCGUACGGGGGUAUGGAAAUAACGACAAACGCAUUUUCGAUCAAACAACAAAAAGCAUGGCAAUGGCGAUGGAUAUUGGCAAGGGGUUUUUCGAGAAGGGAUAGGAUUUCUGCAUGUUGUUCAAGUUACUUUCUUUAUUGCGCCUUCUUGUAUUUCCCCUUUCAACUUGUGUGUGCUUGCGGUCAAGUUACUCUUGCCCUGCUUUGCUUCUUGGCACUUAUAUGUCGAAUAUUUUGAUUCUCUUCUCCUCUUUACUUUUUUCCUUCAUUACUUUCUGGGAGAAGGGGAAAACACAUACUAGCAUUAAGCACUUGUCGUUUAUCUAUUGAUACGAUGAUUGGUUAGUUUGGAAUGGGGGUGUAGGCGGAUAUUUAGGACAUUGGAGGCUGGGUUGCUAGAAGGUUUGAUGAUUUGAUUGAUGGCUGGGCUGGGGGAUACUUGGGUCUGGAUGGGGUGGACGGAUGGGAGGGUGGAGGUUAUUGGUUGGGGAUGGUGUGAUGAGGAUGGUUGGGGGAUGGGAUGGCUGUGCUUUGGUUGUUUUUAUUUCCUUUCAAUGUAGCAAGUUCUUUUUCCGUCAUGUCUUUUCCUGUUCUAUGUUCAUGUGUUGCGGUGGAUGAAAUGAGAUUUAGGUGAUGGUGAAGAGUAGAGCGGCAUGGAGUGUGCAAUUGGUGGCUGGAUGACUGGUUAAGAUCAGUAGUAUAGUAGAUAAGCUGGAUGCAGAUAGCUCUUUUCAUCUUCACCCGCUUAAAUGAAUAUACAAGGUUGAAGUUGACUUUUUGGCACUUUUGUUUUUAUACUGUAGCAGGGGUUUUCUUUUUGGUUUCGUUUUUGAUGUUGAUGUUGAUAUAUUUGUUAGACUUACCAA